GCCGCUGCGCUGCCGCGAGCGCGGAGUUCUUCCCGGGUGACGGGCGCGCGGACGUAUCGCGCUGAGGGGGGGAAAAAAAAACAAAAAAAAAACAAAAAAACAAAAGCGACUCGGGACAUUAAGUCAGCAGCGCGAAGUUGGACUGGAAAAAAGCCGUUUCUUCGACACCAGGGGAGGUUGGAUAAUCCAGCUGUUGUGAUGUCUACAAGGCAUUUUCCAGAAGUCCAUAGGUCACAUCUUCCUGCACCAUGUGCUUUGUGGUCAGUGGAACUGAACCUUACCCAUGUGGACUGCAGCCCUGGGGAUACACUGGUGCACUUCCAGGGACAGUAUCUGACUGUGUGUGAACUUGACUACGACAUACUACAGGUAGAAAUCCAAAAUGCAGAGAAAAGAGCGGUGUCUGUGGACUUGGCUGGACUCUACCUGGUGGAGGAUACCCUAUCUGGUUGUUGGUACAGAGGCAGAGUCCAGAACAUACGGGACAACCUAUAUGAGGUAUUCCUUGUGGACUACGGCAGUGUCCUGACUGUUGACGCUAGUCACUUGGCCUGUGCCUCCGGUGAGAUGUUCAUGCUUCCCCCAAAAAUUGUGUGCGGGUUUUUUGCUAAUUUCCUCCCGGCUGGCGAGCAGUGGGAUGCUGUUGCAUCAGAGUACUUCUCCUCCUUGAUAGGAACUAAUAUCAAAGGGUACAUCCAAGCCCUGUUGCCACAUAAAGUGAUGAUCCUGGAAGUGCCAGAAGUUACCCGAGACCUUUUGAAGCGAAGUUUGGGAAGGCAUGUGAACCGGGACACGUUCCUGGUUCUUGUGGAAAUGUUGAUCGAGGUGCCACUCAAACAAAGAAACAAACCUGCUCCAGACCUCCUGGUUGAAAAGCAGGUUGGGGAAGAAUUCUGCUUUGGGCCUUCCCAGUUGCAGGACUUUGAGAAUAUACUCUCAUUCCAUAGACCAAAGCUGUCUGUGGGUACUAAGUACAGGGCCAGAAUAACUGCAGCAAUAAAACCAAGUGUGUUUUACUGCCAGUUGACAAGUAUGGCAGAAGACCUGAAAGACAUGACGUAUAAUUUGUCACUCUGUUGUGACUUGAAGACUAAAGACCCUCUCGCCAAAUCAGUCAGAAAUAUGGGGCUCCUCUGUGCUGCCAGAGGGAAGGAUGAGAAGUGGCAUAGGGGACUUGUGCAGUGUCUUCCUGUAAACUCUCAAGUGAGAAUUCUCUUCAUUGACUUUGGCUUCUGUGAAUCCGUUAAAGUUGAAAACAUUUGUCACCUUCCUCCUCAUUUUCUCUCUCUUCCAUUUAUGGCUUUCCCAUGCAUCUUGUCUAAUACUAGUGAAUCAGAUGUGGCUGUUCGGAAAGAGCAGUUCGACCUUUUCAAAAAAGGACUACUGGGAGGUGUUUUGGGUGUUCAGAUAGAUCAUUUCAGCAUCAAGGAGAAUCUGUACAUUGUUACACUAUGUACUGUGGGCAAUGAAGACAGUGCAGAAUUUCAAAAUUCCAAGAAUCCUACUAGACAGGUGACAAGUAAUGCCAGCACUGGUCUUUAUGAGAAGGACAAAGUCACUCCCCAUAAUGGCUGUGCUGUGCAAUACACAAAUGAGUUGACAGAUGAGUUAAACAAAAAGGCUGAAUCCUUUGUAAGUUUAGACAGUCUGAAGGGAGUAAAAGAGAAAUCUGUGUUUCGAGGUAUUGUUGAACAUGUUCUAAAUCCAUCUGACUUCUGGUUGAGGACAGAGGAGCGAAACAGUGCGUUUGAAGACAUGACAGAGAAACUGAAAGCGUACUUCACCGACUUACCCCUAGAUGCAGAAAUCCUUGAGAAUCCAGUUCCUGGUUGUCUUUGCAGUGCAAUGUAUGAAAAGGAUUGGCAUUACUACCGAGCUGUAAUCAAAAAGAUUAUCAAACAUGGUGCUGAAGUAUAUUUUAUAGACUUUGGGAACUCAGAGAGAGUUCCAUACAUGCUUAUCAAAAAGCUUCCUCUCGACUUUACAGCUGAACCUGCAUUUGCCAUGAAUUGCUCAUUGGCCCAUGUAGUUCCAGUGGAAGAUGUCUGGACAGUCUCUGCAAGUGACUACUUCAAGAAAGCUGUGCUAAACAAAGUACUUACAGUUUAUGUUGUCCACAGACAGAAAGACAAGCUAGUUGUAGAGCUGAGGGAUGAAAAGGUCAGUGAAAGCAUUAACACACAAAUGGUAAAAGCAGAGCUGGCUGUGUUCUGGAAACUGAAGCCAGUCAGACCUGCUUCAUUCCUUCACCAAAAGCAAAAUGUCUUUCAGAAGUCUACACCAGUGACCAAAGUAAGAUGUAUGUCAAGAAACAUAAACAAAGUAAGCAGUGAGCCAAGAAAAAGCCAGAAUGUAGUAACUGUAAGAAAUGGUGGAUCAUGUAGAGAGUCUGUGGAAAGUAUGACCAAAACAGAAAGUCAGAAAAAACAGGCCCCAGCUAAGGUUAAACAGCUGACAUUUGGGAUUGGAAGUGAGCUGCAUGUUCGAUGUUGUCACAUCAAUUCCCCUUCAGAUUUCUGGUGUCAGCCCAAGAGCAAGUUGGGCUGCUUGAAGAGACUGAUGACACAAAUGCAAGACUAUUAUGAAAAACAUGAAGAUGCUUUGCAACCAAAUGAAGAAUACUGUGUUAUAAAGCGUGUAGAAGACGGCAGGUGGUACAGAGGCUGCAUUGUUGGAACUCUUGGUCAUGAGGUCAGUGUAAUCCUAGUGGAUUUUGGCAUUAUUUUGAGAGAGAAAGCCCACAAACUUCGAGCAGUAAAGGCAGAAUACUUUGAACUUGAAGGACUAGCGUUUAGGUGCAGUUUCCACGGUUUAAUUGAACCUGUAGAAAAAUUUCCUAAUGUCUGGAGUAGAGAGGCAAGCAGUUUGCUGAGAGAUUUUGUUAACAGCAAUUUGGAAAAUCUCACAUGUUGCAUGCAUGCUAUGGUGGUGAUGAAACAUCUUGGUUUGUUCAAUAUUGUUGAACUCCAUGCACCUCAUCAAAGUGCAACAAGGUUACUCGUAGAAAAAGGUUUUGCGAAAAAGAUCAACUGUCCAAAGCCACUCAUCUCUUCACUUAGCCUCUUUUCCUAUGUGUUCUCCAUGUUUGACAUCAAAAUUGGGAGCAGGGAGUCUGUGUAUGUCACUCAUGUGUGCAGCCCAUGGGAGUUUUACUGCCAGUUGGAGAGAAACUCAGAAAUGCUGGAAAAUCUCAUGGAGAAAGUCACAAGGAAAAGCAGUGAAAUUGUGUGUGAAAAUGUGGUUUCUUCUCAGGAGAGGCUUUGCUUCGCAAAAUACUUUGAGGAUGGCCAGUGGUAUAGAGGCCUAGUCUUCCCCGUUAAGUCAAACCUGCAUUUCAACAUACUGUUUGUUGAUUAUGGAAACAUGCAAGUUGUACAAAAAAAGAAUGUCCUGCCUAUUCCAAGUGAUGCCACAGAGUUACUCUUUACACCUAUGCAGGCACUGAGAUGUCGACUCUUCAGUGUCCCGAAGGGAGAUGCCAGCAUGGAGGUGAUUUCUUUCCUGAAGAAAGCUGCUCUGAAUGUGCUGUUGGAGGCCAAAUUUGUUGGGAAAGAUGAGGACGGUACCCUCGUCUGUGACUUGUUUGAUGGGAAUCUGCACUUAAAUGAAAAAAUCCAAGAACUCAUGGCAAUGCAUGGUAAAAGUCUCAGAUUAGUAGAAAAAAGAAGCCAGUGUCAAACCCAUCAGACAUUAAAAAAACUGGAGUCACCCAAAACAGGAUCCUCAAAGUCUUGUGCUGUGGGUCAGGGAGACAAACCACAAAGGGGUGUGAACGCAGCCCAGAAUCCGAGUGGCAAUUCGGCAGAGGAAAGGCAUCAAAGCAAAGAGCUAUCCAGACCCCUGAAGGAGCAAAUAGGAAACAUCACUUUGGAAAAACCAAACCAUCUUCCAGAGAUGCCACUAAAGGCAGGGUUCCGAAGGCUGGCAUUUGUUUUCCACGGGAACACUGUUUCAGACUUUUACAUUCAGAUGAAAAAUGACAAACAAACAGUUUUAGAAAUGUGCGAGCAACUCAACAGUGCAUUUUUCAGAGAAAAUCCAGAGCAGGUAAUUGGACCUGUAAACACCAGUGAUUUCAUUGCAGCUGAAUACAAAGAGGAUGGUACUCUCUACUGGGCAGUCGUGACAGAUGUAAACGAUGGCCACCUGACAGUGGAGUUUUUUGACUAUGGAAAUGUGGCAACGGUAGAGAAGAGGGAGGUACUUGUGCUCACCAACACUUUCUUGACACAGCCCCGGCUCAGCACACACUGUUCACAAGAGAAGUCGCCUGGCUUUGGAAACGAUGACCUUUUCCAAUCUCUAGUAACUGGCAAACCUAUUGUGGUUGAAUUUGUUAGACAAUGUGGAUCAAAGUGGACUGUGAAGACUGACGUUCCGUUGGUUCAGCAGCUCUCACAGGAUAACUGUAGUAGUGAUAAGGUGAAUGAUGUUUUUUCUGGCUCACACAGAAAUGAGAACCAAACCAAAGAUGAGUACAUAACUGUAGAAGAGAAAGAAGCACAAAGUUGCUGUACAGAUAUGGAAUAUGUAGAGAGAGUGCAAACAACAUGCGAUAGUGCCAGAAGAAAUAACUUGGUAAUACCGGUUAAGUCAGAACGCAGCACUAAUGUUAACCAUGUCAAAGUACAGCUUACAGGGAAACACCAGUUAAUAUCAAGUUCUGAACAUCAUCUCAUUAUGAAGUCUUGUGUAGAGACACCACAAGUAGCUGAAGUGACAUUUCUGGCGCUCUCAAAUCUUCCCGGUAGCAAGCAGGCAAAUACUCCACAUCAAAUUAUUAUUAAACCUGGACAAAAUGAAGAAGGGACACUGCUUUCUGUUUUUGAGAAUGGAGGCUUUAUCAUCAGACUAAAACAAAAUAAAGAAACCUUUGCUUUGUUGAGUCAACUUUUAGGAAAAAAUGUGGUGAGAUCUAACAAGGUUUCUGUAAUGGAUAGCAAAGAAGGAUUUGAAUCUGGACUUCAGUCAAAGUCAAGUAAGAAACAAUGGUGCAGAGCCAUGGUGCAAAAAGUAUUUUCCAGCAAGGAGCAAUGUUUAGUCUACUGUUUGGAUAAUGGUACCCCAGUGGUGGUCUCUGAUGACAGCAUUGAAGAGCUCCCUGUAGAAGUCAAGCACGUUCCCAUCCAGGCUGUUUUUUGUAGGUUGACUUGUCCCUAUGACUUUGUCAGUGAGUUUUGCAAAACGGAAAUGUUGGCAGCCUUAAUAAGGUUUGACAUGGUAAAAGUGGUAUUUGUGACGUCGUCUGAAACCUCUCAACUCUGGAGAGUGGACACCAUGAUCAAUGGGGUUCUGCAGCAACUUGAAGAUAGUGUGAAAAAUAUUGUACAACCAAGAAAAACUUCCCUGAAUGGAAACAGAAAUCAAAUCCAAACAUUUUGUAUUGAAGAAAACCCUGUUCCACGACACCCUGUUGUACCUGUGGAGACGGACGUGAGACUCUCUGGCGUUUCAGUAACUCUUGUAGAUCCAUCUGAAUUCCAUGUCAUUCUGGAAAAGUAUCUACUUACCAGAAGCAUGGUCUCCACUGCUCUCAAGUACCUUCCAGAGGAUUUCCACUUUUUCCCUGAAGCACAUUGGAUUCCCUCUCCCUGUUGCCUUUUGAGCUCUGAUGUUAAUAAGUUGUGUAGGGCAGAGUUUUUGGAUGUGGACAAUGUCUCUGAAGGGGUUAGCCUUGUUGACUAUGGCCAUUGUGUUGAUGUACCCUACUUGUGUUGGCAAGAGGUAAAGCAGCUGCCAGAGAAGUUAACAAGAAUACCAAAAGAGCACUGGUCGGAUGAGGCACUUGUGUUUUCCCAGCAGGGCAUAUGUGAGAGGAAUCUCAUGAUCUACUUUAGGCAGUAUGUUUCUGAGGCUCAGUGGGAAAUGGAUGUUGCGUCGCAGGGGGUCAACAUUGUUAUGAUGCUGGUAGACAGUGGACAUGCCAUGUACAUCAACAGCUUUCUUGGGCUCCCAUUUCAGCGGGAGAUGAUUCCAGCUGUAGUCCUUUGUAAACUGAACACAGGGGCAGUUGACACACCGGUUUCAUUGAAACCAUUGGGAGAUCAUGGAGUGGCGAAGCAGCAGUGUGAGGAUAACAGGCAUAGUAAUCAUUCAGAUGACCCUAGAUUUACAGAAACAUUUCAGCAUGUGAGGAGAAGCAGGAGGCCCUUGUUACUGAAGACUCAGAAGGAACUGGAGCAAUGAAAACACUGGUGGAAGAGAAAUACUGAGAAAUUGUGUUCAGGUGUGAAAAGUCUCCAAGGCCACAGAAAUUGUUGGCAUUGAAGGGAACAGGAAAAGAGCCACCAACCCUCAGUUUGUCAAUUGUCUAUUCAGUUAAUUUAGUUGUGAAAUGACAUGUUGGGCGAACAAAUUUAACUUCAAUAUCAUGUUUAGGAAAGUUAUUUGUUGUUUUCUACUUUUUUCUUUAAAGAAAAAUUUUGUAUCCAAUUGUCUUGAAUAACUUGGGUAUAUGAAUAUAACUGAAUUUCAGGCAAGUUCAGCUUUGAUUUAAACUAAGAUAAGACUUUUAGUUUGUAUAACAACUGUUACAGAAUUACAGUUUUGUGGGUUACAAAAAUAAUUCCCAAGGCCAAAAAUUACAUUUGUGAAGUAGAUUUUUUUUUUUUAAAGAGUUGGUUAACCACUUCUUCUUGGCAGGGGUAAUGGAAUGAAAACAUUUUUAGUUAGGGUGUGUUGAGCAUUUUACAAACAGCUAAAAAGAGAAUUAUAGUAUGGUCAUCCAUGAGGCAAUCUGGAUAAUUUUACAAAAACAAUGUGUAAAAAAAAAAUAAAUAAAUAAAUGUCAGGAUGUUUUGGUUGACCAUUGUGUUUCUUCUAUACAAAGUAUAGCUAAUACAAAGCUAAUUUCAGAAUAAUUUUGACAGAUUUGAUGCCACUGAACCUCCAGCCCAGGAGAAAUUGUUAAUUCUAGAAGUUUUCUGUACUGUUCCAAACACCCUUGAUGAAUACCUUUGACAAUCUUGGCAUGCCUGUUUGGAUACAGUAAAGUAAAAUUAAACCCUGCUUCUCUUUCACAGUUUGAACGAGUAGCCUCAGUACUUUUUUGCUCUUAUAAUGAACCAGGGACUGUUUUAUUUUGAAAUACACAGGUUUGAUCAGAUUGGAUGGUUUGAUUUUUUUCAAAAGAGUUUUGCAUAAUUACUUUUAUUGGUUGUUAUGAAACCUGAGACUUUGUGUUGAAAAAU
This is a messenger RNA of Scleropages formosus (Asian bonytongue), 7190 nucleotides long. It is a transcript of the gene tdrd15, whose product is annotated as tudor domain containing 15. The record is from RefSeq and is a predicted model, not a curated record. Bases 199 to 6186 code for a protein of 1995 amino acids. The transcript has 5 exons. NCBI's taxonomy places the organism in Eukaryota, Metazoa, Chordata, Actinopteri, Osteoglossiformes, Osteoglossidae.